Molecule: messenger RNA, 3684 nt
Organism: Trichogramma pretiosum
Lineage: Eukaryota; Metazoa; Arthropoda; Insecta; Hymenoptera; Trichogrammatidae
Gene: Plod
Product: procollagen-lysine,2-oxoglutarate 5-dioxygenase 1
Exons: 10
Coding region: 715-2922 (735 amino acids)
Biological process (GO): peptidyl-lysine hydroxylation
Cellular component (GO): endoplasmic reticulum
Molecular function (GO): L-ascorbic acid binding; procollagen-lysine 5-dioxygenase activity; iron ion binding
Source: RefSeq, a predicted model, not a curated record
UGUAUUAUGUUGUGUAUAUGCUACCGUAAAGUUUUAAUAUUAAUCGCAGUGUCGUAAACAAACUAAGCAAAACCGAUUACUAUUUAUUUUCAAAAUUUUUUCUGAAUUAAAGUAUAGUUAUAAAGUUUGAUGUUGAAAAGUUCGGCUGGUAUUUUUGAUCAACGAGUUAUAUUUGUUUCUAAAAAAAUGUUUGUUACUCGCGCUUUCGCACUUCGACAAUAUGAAACUGUAGCGCGAUGAAAAGUCACUAUUUACUUUUUCAAGAUACUUGAUGCUCAUCAUCAAUGUUCUUGCAAUGAAAAUAAAGCACCCGACACAUUUUUCAAGCUCAGAGCAUGGAGAGUCAGCGCGCAGUCUAAGAUUGGUGGGGUCAUCGUCAUCUCGAUACUAGAGCGAGUAAGAAAAAAAAAAACAUCGUAUAGCGGCACAGGCACACGAGGCGCUGAGCGAGCUGCUGCGCUCACUCUCUCGCUCUCUCUGAUAUAUUUCUGCUCCGUAUUAUAAUAUUGUGGCGCGCGUAGUAAUAUGCACGAGCCCAAGACUCGACUGUGCAGCAUCGACAUCAGUCGGAGCCGCGUGUUGCUGUAGGCGCGUUACAUUACGACUCGGCCCAGAACGACGGAUUUUUGUCGUCUUCGUUUGAGAGGCGACGUGGUGCUUCGUGAGUGCAAGCAUAAUUGACAUUCGUGAAAAAAGCCAGAGACAGCGGUCGAGAUGAGGCCGUUCGAACUGUGUCUAAUUGUGCUGUUCUUGUUUGAUGGACUGUACAGCGUUGCAUCGGCCGACAACGAGCAUAACAAUGAUGCGAUCGUGUUCACCGUGGCGACAAACGCGACGGACGGAUUUCAACGUUACAUACGCUCCACGGAGGUCAAUGGUUUUCGCAAACAAGUUCGAGUUUUGGGCAUGGGCCAAGCUUGGCGAGGCGGAGACGUCCAACGUUACGCCGGCGGCGGACACAAAGUUAAUCUGCUCAAAGAAGCUCUCGAGCCUUACAAGGACGAUCUCGAUAGAGUCGUUCUCUUUACCGAUAGCUACGACGUAAUAUUUCUGAAAAAUCUCGAAGUUAUCAUUGCCAAAUUCAAAGAAUGGAAGGACGAGCCUCGAGUAAUUUUUUCCGCCGAGGAAUACUGCUGGCCCGACAAAAAAUUAGCCGCUCAGUAUCCGGAAGUGGCGAGGGGCAAGCGCUACCUGAACAGCGGCGGCUUUAUCGGUUACGCGUCCGACAUUUACAGCAUGAUCAGCAGCGUCGACAUCGACGACGGCGGCGACGAUCAGCUCUUCUUCACGAAGAUGUAUCUCGACCAAGACACGAGGAGCAAACACAAUAUCAAGCUGGAUCACAAGAGCGAAAUUUUCCAGAACCUUAACGGGGCCUCGUACGAUAUCGAGCUACGUUUCAAGGGAGAGGAGGCUUACGUGCAAAACACUGCCUACAACACCGUGCCCAUGAUUCUUCACGGUAACGGUUACAGUAAGCUGCUGCUCAAUUCGCUUGGCAACUACGUGGCUCAAUCUUGGAACUCGGAAGAAGGCUGCAUCAGCUGCUGGGACAACACCGUCGAACUCGAGGGAGAAGAUCCGAACUCCUUCCCGACGAUCCUCGUAGCGCUGUUUAUCGAAAAGCCGACCCCCUUCCUCGAGGAAUUUUUUGAAAAGAUAUCCAAACAAAAGUACCCCAAGGAAAAACUCCAUCUUCUUGUGCAUAAUAAGGUCGAUUAUCAUAAUGAACUGAUACAGGCCUUUAUUGAAGAACACGAAGGAAAGUACAAGAGUAUAAAACAAAUAAGACCAGAAGACGAAGUUAGCGAAGCCAUAGCCCGUGAUUUAGCUGUUGAUCGCUGUUUGAUGUUGAAAUGCUCGGGUUACUUUUCCGUGGAUUCGGAAGCUCAUCUUGACAACGAAAAUACUUUGAGAUUGCUGGUCGAGCAGCAGAGAGGUAUCGUAGCACCAUUGCUGGUGAGACCAUUCAAGGCUUGGAGCAAUUUCUGGGGUGCCAUCACCGACGAUGGCUUUUAUGCCCGAAGCACUGAUUACAUGGACAUCAUUCACAACGAGCGCAGAGGACUGUGGAACGUGCCGUUCAUCAGCAACUGUUACCUCGUCAACGCGACUCUGCUGGCCCACGAGGACACGAGGCCGGUUUACGAGGACCCCGAGCUCGACCCGGACAUGUCCUUCGCCAGCGCCUACCGACGCCGCAACGUCUUCAUGUACGUGAGCAAUCGACUGGACUUUGGUCACCUCGUCAAUCCCGACUCGUACAACGUUUCGCUCACCCAUCCGGACAUGUAUCAGCUGUUUGACAAUAAACUCGACUGGGAGAAGAGGUACAUUCACGAGAACUAUUCCAAAAACUUCGAGGCCGAUCGUGCGCCACUUCAGCCCUGCCCGGACGUAUUCUGGUUUCCUAUUUUGACUCGCCGUUUCACCAAAGAAUGGAUCAACAUCAUGGAAAAUUAUGGAAAAUGGUCCGAUGGUUCCAAUUACGAUCCAAGACUGUCGGACGGUUAUGAGAACGUACCGACUCGUGAUAUACACAUGAACCAAGUUGGCCUGGAAGCCCAGUGGUUGUACUUUCUGCAGAACUACGUUCGGCCGCUCCAAGAGCUCGUCUACCUUGGCUAUUAUCACUUUCCACCACGUUCGUUGAUGAACUUCGUCGUUCGUUAUCGUCCGGACGAGCAGCCCAGUCUCAAGCCUCAUCACGACAGCUCGACGUACACCAUCAACGUGGCCCUGAACGAGGUAGGAGUCGAUUACGAGGGUGGUGGCUGUCGUUUCAUUCGUUACAAUUGCUCGGUCACGGACACCAAACCCGGUUGGAUGCUCAUGCACCCGGGAAGACUUACCCAUUAUCACGAGGGUCUCAGAGUUACCAAGGGAACGAGAUACAUCAUGAUAUCGUUCGUCGAUCCGUGAAAUUGAAAGAAUUAUGAUUCCCACGGACAAUAGCUCGUCUAACGUAAAUUUGUAUUUGAAGACUUUAAAUUUUAAUUUAUCGUAUCUUUUUUAUUCGUCGCCGUUUCAUUGUAAUCCAUUUUCUGAUUCAUGUAGCUUGUAGCUUUAUGAUAGAUAUCGUUAUACACUUUAAAACUUGAAGCAUAUAAAACUGCCGAGAAUACUUAAUGUCGUGUAAUUUGUUUUAGAGACUGAGAAUUUAAUAUAAAUAAAGAUACCAGAAUCAGAAAUUUAAGUAAAUGAGAACAAGUAAUUGAAAGGUUUGUAAGAUAGUCUAAUAUCAUAAGUGAUACUUUUUGUUGUAAGUUUUGUUACUAACUUAUAAAAAAACUUUUUAAUUUUAAUUUCUUAGUUCAUUCUAUAGAUAAAAGUUUUUUUAUCAAUUUUGUAUUUUAGCACAAGAAAUUAUAAAGAUAUUCAAUCAAAUGAACAAUAACAAUGAACAAAAGAAAGAUUUCAAAGAACAAGUGGAUCAAUGCAUUAAAAAUAUUUCCUGACAAUUUUUAAUAUUAUAAUAGGAAAAUAUUGUUCAUGUGCUUUAGAUUUUAGCUAAAAGAGUCGUUAAGUAAUUUACUUUAAAAAGUAAAUCGUUAUGUGCAUUUUUGUCUUGAUGCUUUUUUGAGUUUUUUUUUAAAUGAUGAAAAGAUUACACUAUUUUAUCUAUAAUUAAAAUAUCUGUCGACAUUUGUAAAUAAUGUUUGUAAAAAACCAAUAUGACUAAUA